Messenger RNA from Helianthus annuus (common sunflower), 1812 nucleotides. RefSeq names its product protein CLP1 homolog. The transcript is spliced from 11 exons. Gene Ontology annotation, molecular function: polynucleotide 5'-hydroxyl-kinase activity. Gene Ontology annotation, biological process: tRNA splicing, via endonucleolytic cleavage and ligation. The coding region runs from base 159 to 1472 and encodes 437 amino acids. The record is from RefSeq and is a predicted model, not a curated record. NCBI's taxonomy places the organism in Eukaryota, Viridiplantae, Streptophyta, Magnoliopsida, Asterales, Asteraceae. Gene Ontology annotation, cellular component: nucleus; mRNA cleavage factor complex.
UAUAGUUUUGUAAUUUUCUAUACAACUUCAAAUUUCCCCUUUCAUUCACCAUCAUUUUCCCCAAAACCCUUGUGCGUAUACUCUCUCUGAGGAGUUUGAAGAUAAUUGAAGGUUUUUGCAUCAGCAUACACAAGCAUUGUUAGAACAUAAGGUCCGGUAUGGCAUAUGGAGGUGCAACUUCAGGUCCAGCUGUAGGCAGUUCUCCUGCAAUGAAGCAGGUGAAACUGGAGAAAGAAAGUGAACUCAGAAUUGAAGUCAAUGUUAACAGUUCUCUCCGUCUCAGGCUACUUAACGGGUCUGCUGAGAUAUUCGGCACUGAAAUGCCCCCUGAAAAUUGGCUCAUUUUCCCACCAAGAAUGAAAUUUGCUAUAUUUACAUGGUAUGGGGCGACUAUUGAAAUGCAAGAUAACACUGAAACUGAUUACGUAGCAGAUGAGACACCGAUGAUCAGUUACGUAAACGUGCAUGCCGUACUUGAAGGACGCAGAAAUCGCGCAAAAGCCUCUGUCAGUGAUACCGAUUCUUCCCAGGGUCCCAGGGUGAUUGUAGUCGGACCGACAGACUCCGGAAAGAGUACGUUGUCAAGAAUGCUUCUUAGUUGGGCUGCCAAACAAGGAUGGAAACCGACGUUUGUCGAUUUGGAUAUCGGUCAAGGAUCUAUUACCCUCCCGGGGUGUAUUGCUGCUACCCCUAUUGAAAUGCCAAUCGAUCCAGUUGAAGGGAUUCCUCUUGAGAUGCCUCUUGUUUACUUCUACGGACAUAACACUCCAACUGUAAAUGCAGAUCUUUAUAGGGUGCUUGUAAAGGAGCUUGCGCAGAUUUUGGAACGACAGUUUGCUGGGAAUGCGGAAUCUAGGGCAGCAGGCAUGGUCAUCAACACCAUGGGAUUCAUUGAUGGCCUCGGUUAUGAUCUUCUUUUGCAUGCAAUUGAUACGUUCCAAGCUACUGUUGUUCUUGUCAUGGGUCAGGAUAAACUUUGCAGCAUGUUAAAAGAUGUUUUAAAACAAAAGCCAAACGUGGACGUGGUGAAACUUCAGAAAUCUGGCGGUGUUGUGUCCCGCAAUUCAAAAUUCCGAGCUAUUGCACGGAACCAGAGGAUAAGGGAAUAUUUCUACGGUCUUUCAAACGACCUUUCCCCACACUCUAGUAUCGCAAAUUUUAGUGACUUGGCUAUUUAUAGAAUCGGUGGUGGCCCACAGGCCCCGGCUUCAGCUCUGCCGAUUGGUGCACAGCCUGUGGCGGACCCCAUGAGAUUGGUUCCGGUCAACAUCAAUAGGGAUUUGCUUAAUUUAGUUCUUGCUGUUUCGUUUGCCAAAGAUCAAGAUCAGAUACUUUCAAGCAACAUAGCUGGAUUUAUCUGGAUCACUGAUAUUGACAUUCCAAGGAAGAAAAUCACAUAUCUUGCACCAUCAGGUGGAGAACUUCCUAGUAAAUUCUUGUUAAUGGGAAGCCUAACGUGGAUCGAGACCUAGAGUUCGUCACAGCAUAUAUGAAGUAUGAACCUGUUACAUUCUAGUUUUUAAGAAACGAAGCUUUUACAGCUGAAUCACUGUUUUACCCUUGUAGAGCAAAGGGCUCAUUAAGAAUCAUAUUUUGUAGUAUAGGAGUUGUUGGCGUUAGAAUGGAGUAAAAUCAUAGAAACUAUUAUGGCUGAUGCUUUUAGAAGAUGGUGGUGCACUAUGAUCAAUUCAAUUGUGUGCAGACAGGGGCUUUUGGUUUUUGUAGUGUUGGUUAUAUCUUUUUUCUUAUGUAUAUUAUGGUUUUAUGGUUGUAUACUUUCUACUGUACAUGUUGGAAUGAGCCAUUUUUCUA